Rotaria sp. Silwood2 is the source of this 876-nucleotide messenger RNA. Lineage: Eukaryota; Metazoa; Rotifera; Eurotatoria; Philodinida; Philodinidae. The record is from the annotation of a GenBank genome assembly.
AUGCUAAAACUGUUAUUCUUACUACUGGUAACAAUUGUUACAGCAAAAGAUUUACCUGGAUUAGAUUAUCUGACAUCUGGCUUUGAUGCCUUGAAGAUGAUUAGCAAUAAUGAAGACGUUACAUCAUCGGAUCGAUCAAAAUUUCGUUUGUUUGAUUUAAGUGAGCGUGAUGGAAAUGACUAUGAAUUGGAAGUAAUGAACAAGACUCAUACAUUUUCAACACCAAGCCUCAUUCAAGUUACCAAUAUCAAUAUGAAAACCCGUGUCAGUGUUGAAUCAGUUUCAUAUACUUAUUUCAACUCAUAUUCAUUUUCGUUUUCAAUACCUGUGGGACCAGUACAAGUAUCAAUGGGUUACCAUAGUGCAUUGAAGAUGGCCUAUCAAGCAAUAACUAAAAAACAAACGGCCAUCGGAAUGUCAACAGAUUGGUGGGGAAUGUUUUCUGUUCAAUUGGCACCAGCAUAUAUCCUGAAGUUUGAUCCUAUAUUCAAUCGCAGUCUGUCAAAAUUAGUUGCUAAUCCGACAACAGACUCCAAGCAAAUGUAUUAUAACCAGUUGGUAUCUACAUUUGGCACUCAUUAUAUUUCGUCGAUUGUUGUUGGUGGUACUGUAGAAAUGUUCACUCAAGUCAAUAGUGAAUUUCAAGAAAGUCAUAGUAAAAUAUCAGUAUCACAGGAAAUAGGCAUCGGAUUCGGUUUAGAAAUGGGUCAAAUAUCAAUUAGUAAUAGUUUUGGUAGUGAAGUUGGUGUUAAUACCGAAGAUUUUAAAAAAAAUACUCAAAUUCAAGUCGAAUUCUCUCCGGCUGUAAUAACAACACCUGAAACAGAAAAAAAAAAUAUGAUAUUUGGUUGGAUCGAGCUUCAUCUACGCCAGUAG